UAGUGCAGACCUGCCAGAAGACGAGCAGCUAGUCCACAGUUUCUUCACCUUUGGACCAGCGAGACGGUGGUCAGUGACAUUUUACAACCUGAACUCACUGUUUCACUUCCUGCUCUGGUGAAUUUUAGUUUAAGAACUGAACCAUGUUGGAGGUUGCAGAGGGGACAACAGUGUGCAGCACUCCGUUUGCUCACAACAGGCCCUUCGAGGAAAGAGCUGCGAUGAAAAGACCGCCUGCGUGUCAGGCUGACUGUUUGGACGGGCAGCUGAUCAAGAUAUCCAAAUGGGAUGACCAGGACUUUGAUAUCAUUUGCGAUGGAGCAAAAUCUGACUGGUCUAAUUUGACAGCCCUCCCAGAAAGUGCUCAGCCUCCCCAGCCCUCCCCACACAAGCCACCUCCUAAAGAACCAGCCAUGACUUUGUUUCAGUGGCAAGUCUGCCAAGAGGCCUGGAGACAAGCCAGAGUCCCAGUGGAGCUGCUCGGUGUGCAGGAUGAGGAUGGUGACACGUGUCUUCACAUUGCGGUGGCACAAGGUCGACGAGCGCUGGCGUUUGUGCUGGGAGAGAAGAUGGCUGCACGUGGACUGCUGGAGACCCGAGAGCACAACGGACUGACGGCUCUGCAUUGUGCUGCUGCCACCAAUCAGCAUCUGAUCAUCAGCGACCUGCUGACCCAUGGAGCUGAGGUGGACACGCGCGACCGCUGGGGUCGCACGCCUCUGCACGUGUGCGCUGAAAAAGGACACUUUCUCUCCCUCCAGAGUAUCUGGAAGACCCUUGCAGGACUCGGUCGACAUGCAGACCUUGACCUGCUCAACUAUGAAGGUCUCACUCCGCUCCACGUGGCUGUCACGUCUCACAACCAUGUGGUGAAGCAGCUCAGGCUUCAGGGAAACAGUUGCUCAAGGCAUAGGAAGGAGCUGCUGAGGAAGAAAAUGAGGUUGUCAGGGUGUGUUCAGACUCUCCUGAACCUGGGCGCCACCUGUGUGACAAAGGAAUUGAAAAGUGGACGGACGAGUCUCCACAUGGCUGCUGAGGCAGCCAACAUAGAACUGCUGUGUUUGUUCCUGGAGCAGACGUCCACGGUUGAGGUCAACGCGCAGACCUUCAGUGGCAACACGUCGCUGCACCUGGCUAGCUCCCUGGACGGCAACAGAGAUCAGCUGGCUGCUGUCAAGCUACUGCUGAGAAAAGGAGCAGACCCAAGUAUCAGGAACUUUGAGAAGGAGCAACCGUCCCAGCUGGUGCCCGCAGGACCCACCGGAGUGAAGGUGUGGAAAACCUUGAAGGGGAAGAGUCUGUGAGAACACUGUCAGUCAGACAGUCCAUUUUAACGUCAUGAUUUGUCCACAUUAGGCAAAUUCUAGGUGGUUUCACUGAAACGCUAGUUCAUUACCAUGUAAUGAUAGCAUAUAUAUAUAUAUAUAUACAUAUAUGUGUGUGUGUGUGUAUAUAAUAAGAAGAAUGUUUGCUUUUGUUAUCAACCUGAUUGUUUUGUGUGUGAUGAUAGUGCGAUAACAUGUUUGCUUUUGAAUAAACUGGUUACU
Messenger RNA from Synchiropus splendidus (mandarinfish), 1547 nucleotides. It is a transcript of the gene nfkbiz, whose product is annotated as nuclear factor of kappa light polypeptide gene enhancer in B-cells inhibitor, zeta. Gene Ontology annotation, cellular component: nucleus. Gene Ontology annotation, molecular function: protein binding. NCBI's taxonomy places the organism in Eukaryota, Metazoa, Chordata, Actinopteri, Syngnathiformes, Callionymidae. The coding region runs from base 144 to 1304 and encodes 386 amino acids. The record is from RefSeq and is a predicted model, not a curated record. The transcript has 10 exons. Gene Ontology annotation, biological process: regulation of gene expression.